Molecule: messenger RNA, 1239 nt
Organism: Lolium perenne
Lineage: Eukaryota; Viridiplantae; Streptophyta; Magnoliopsida; Poales; Poaceae
Source: RefSeq, a predicted model, not a curated record
CACAAAAGCAACGGGAGGAGACAAGAUCCCACAGCGACGGUAGAUUGCCCGCUAACCCUCCACCCCUCACCGGACCAUUCGCCCGCUUCGCACUCCAGUCGCCUCCCUCCCUCUCCCAGUCCCAGAUCCCUCACCACACGGCCGCGCGGCACCGGAGACGUAGCGAGGCGGCGAGGAGCGGCCGCGAGAGAUAAAACCGUAAAAGGGGACAGGCCGCCGCAGCCUGGGUACCGGCGGUGCGCGCGCCGGCGUAUCAGGCGAUGGACGCUGGCGGCGGGGGCUUGGGCGGGUUCCAGUGGACCGCGGAGGAGGCGUCCACGAUCGGGGGCAUCGCCACCGUGUCGCUGCUGCACUCCUUCAUCCCCACGCACUGGCUCCCCUUCUCCAUCGUCGGCCGCGCGCAGCGCUGGCCGCUCUCCCGCACCCUCCUCGUCACUGCAUUUGGAGCUGUCCUUCAUGUUGUAUCUACCGCUCUUCUUGGGAUAACUGCAGUUACUAUGGCAAAUACUAUAGCAGGCGAGGAAACAGUGCAUAAGCUUGCCUCCCUGUUGCUAAUUUUUCUCGGAGCAGGUUAUAUUGUGUUGUUCGCGUUAGGAAAAGGUGGUCAUAGCCAUGCUCAUAAUCAUCCAAUGGAGAAGAUGGCAGUCGCUGGUCUUGUACUUGUACCUGCAUUGUCACCCUGUGCAACUACUCUUCCAGUGUUUCUUGCUGUUGGCAACUCAUCUUCGAUGAUGAUUCUUGCGAUCAUUGUACUUCUCUUCAGUACCAUCACGGUGAUGACCUCCCUUGUGGCCCUCUCAUUCUAUGGUGCUAGCCAGAUCAAGUUUCACUGGGUGGAACGCUAUGACAAGGUCCUCGUUGGCUCAGUGCUGUGCCUCGUUGGGGUUCUGACAUACGUGUUCCAUCACCAUGACGGCGACGAGCAUUCUCUCCAUGCACAUGUGCACAGGAAACUCGUUGGUUCAUAGUGGAAUAAAUAGUAGAUGGCAAAUGAAGUUCCUACUUUUCUGCAAAACAAAUUGCCUGUUGUCCUCUAUGGUUCUAACCGUCGUGCACGAGUUGUUGUAUAAAGAUCUAUCUGUCCAUCUGUCGGUGAUCCAGCCGCCUCUGGCUUUCCCAGGAAUUCCAAGUAGGUGAAUAUCUAGUGGAAAUCGAUUGUAUUUUGUAUCUUUGUUUGUGCUGAUGAACUUAACUGCAACAGAGGGGUAUCAACUUGAGACAUUGUUGGUCUUCUGAAAA